UUGCAAAUGGCGGACGGCAAUAUCCGAUUUACCAUAGGCGUGCUAUUUUAUAGUAAAUUUACGUAUUUAAAAUAUAAGCCAAUAAAAGUAUGAAAUUUCUCGAACGUCAGAUUAUUGUAUAUGUCAAAUUAUUCAUCUUAUACUCGAAUGCAAUUUAAUAAAAAAACUAAUUGAAACUAUGAGCAAAAUUGAUUCUGAAGAAAAAUCACCUCUACUGUUUAUUGUAGAAGAUGAAGUUCCCGUAAAAAAUGGCUAUUUCGAAGGUCGUCGAUUUAAUGAUAUCACGGCGGGAGCAACGACAGUUUUAACGCAUUUUCCCAAUUAUAUUAGUUCGUGUUGGAUAGCGACGGCUCUGUCAGCUCUGAUAUUCUUCAUGAUGAUCUUACUGGUACUAUCGACUAUAACAGCGGCCAGUUUACGCGUACCUAGGUGCGCGGCUUCACCACGAACCGACAACACUACCAUCCAUUUAGUUCACGUACACGAUUCGUUCCAUCCGGACAAUCGAAGCGUCAAAUUCAUAAGGGAAAUCAUGGGGUUGUAUCCCGAUUACGAUAUGAGAUUAUUGGAAAUAUACGACAAAAAACGGCACGAUUACAACUUGGAGUCGAUGAGCACCGAAAUGAAUAUCGAGGAGAAUUCGAGUAUUAUCGAAAAUACAUCCGCGUCCGGUGUAUCGACGUCUAAAAGACAGAAGAUAUUGAAAAGAAGAAAGGAAAUAGAAGACGCCCAGAUGUUAUUGAAUAUGUUAUUGCACGCUAGAUUAGUCGAUAUAAACGAACCCGUAAAAACAACCCCUAAAUCUAUGAGUAGUACAAAAAAAUCGGUGGAAACUAUAGAAAAGUUAAUAGACGAUUACCCUAAGAUAACCUAUAAAAAUACGACUUAUCCCGAAGCAUUUUCCGACUCGCCCCUGUAUCCUCAUUACCUGAUUAUGGACGAUAAGUUGAAGGUGUUCGCGAUUCGAGUGCUACAAAUAUGGCAGUACGGCGGCAUCAGCUUCGACAUCGAAAACCCGAAUUUGGAUUUGCACGAACGCCAUUUUGUAAUACCGGAAAAAGUGGCGAACGGCGACGAGUUCGAGGAAACGGUCGUUGUCGACGAAAAGGCUUCGAGAUUGGAAAGUAAAGUGGCUUGCCACGCGUUCUUCGGACAGAUCUUGAUGAUUUUGAGGAAGGCCGAUAAACAUACGACCGUCAACGAAAUCAUGAGACGAACUAUCAAAAGUUUUUGUAAAAAUUACGCGGCUGGCUUGGAGAAUUGUAAAAAUUACGUGACUGUUUGAAAUAUUUUUUUAUAAAUAUAUUUUUUUAGUUUUCAAAA
Messenger RNA from Diorhabda carinulata, 1323 nucleotides. RefSeq lists its product as uncharacterized. The transcript is spliced from 4 exons. Bases 179 to 1285 code for a protein of 368 amino acids. Lineage: Eukaryota; Metazoa; Arthropoda; Insecta; Coleoptera; Chrysomelidae. The record is from RefSeq and is a predicted model, not a curated record.